This is a messenger RNA of Cuscuta campestris, 1417 nucleotides long. The record is from the annotation of a GenBank genome assembly. Lineage: Eukaryota; Viridiplantae; Streptophyta; Magnoliopsida; Solanales; Convolvulaceae.
AUGAAGCCCACGGAAUUCAUUCCAUUUAGAAGUCUGCCUCUGAAGGUUUCACAGAGAAAUCCGGAUUCAGACAGUGCUGAGCCUUCCGGAAACCUUGGCCAGCCUUCCAAUAUUCUAGAUAUCUCAAACGGCGACAAUUCCGGAAAUGGCAACUCAGUGCCAAUCCAUCCGGAAACACCAACAACUUCUAUUCUUCAACCAGAAGCUGAACUAGAUCAACCAGUCAAUCCCAAUCAACACUAUCUUCGUUGGUUAAGGGAUCAUCCUCCGCAACAGAUCAUUGGAGAUAUUCAAUCUGGUGUUCGCACAAGGAGUGCCCAACAGAAUCUAGAAGCUAUGCUUGCUUUUGUUCAAGAGAAGGCAACCCCUCCCCCACAAGAACAGAACCAGGAAACAGCAGCAGAAGAAGAAGAAUUUCAGCCACGAAUCCAAUCUCAAGUCUUGGAGAUUCUCACCACUCCUUGUGAGAUCUCCAAUCCUACUGAAAUUGAGAUCCCGGAAAAGUCAGCUGAAAUUCCGGAACAGUCAGCUCUUCCAGAAACAAUGGAGCAAGCUGUUGAAGCACAGAGGGAUUCUGGAGAAGCUGCAAAGGAAGAUCAAAUGGCAGAACUAGAGGUCUCUAAAACUCAAGUAGCCAUCUCUGAAGAAGAGAAUACAGCUGAAGAAAGAGACUCCCUCUCUAGGGAUAUAUCAAAUUUUGCGCUUGAAACAGAAGGAAAAUCUGAAAGAACGCUGAAGGUUACUGAUGAAGAAGAUGUCCAAGAAGAUGCUGAAUCUCUUCCUAUGCAACUCUUCCAAAGAACACCAUCAUCUCAUCAGGUAACCAACUUUCAUUUCCAUAGCUCUUCCACCCCUGCUCUUCCGGAUGAGAUACCGGAAAUCUGGACAAAGAAGGUCCAAGGGCUGAUUGAAUCAGCCAUAGCAUCUCAACAUGCCUCCUUUAGGCAAGAGAUAGAACAAAUGGAAGUCAGGCACACCCAGCUAAUAGAGAAGUCUGAAGGAAAACACAGCGCAGAUCUCAAAGAAAUAAGCAAAUCAGUGCAGAAGACUCUGGAGAUUAUCUCUCUAUUGAGUGAAACUGUGAGCAACACGAUGGAAAUAUAUGCCUCUGACAGUCAACUUCAUCUCAAAGAGAUCAACAAAGUCAGAGAGCAAAUAGCGAAUGUCACAGUUAGUCUCCAAAAGCAGAUGUCCCUUCUCCAAAUGGACAUCAGAUCAGCCCUAGCAGUAGCUUCUGCAAAUCAGAUAGUGACCAAAGACUACUUCAAGGUGAUCAUUGACAAUCAAAAGGAAGCAUUCAAGCUGUUCAGACUUAUUGGUGCAAACUCUUGAAACCGCAAGAUGGAAGUAAUUCUCCAACAACACAGUCCAUCUCCAAUACCACAGCUUCCUAUUGCAAUCAAAGAAGGAGAAGUAU